This is a messenger RNA of Nicotiana tabacum (common tobacco), 1565 nucleotides long. Lineage: Eukaryota; Viridiplantae; Streptophyta; Magnoliopsida; Solanales; Solanaceae. The record is from RefSeq and is a predicted model, not a curated record.
CAACAACACCAACCUCAAAACGAAAGAAAAAAAAAGUCAUUUGAUUUCAAGAAUGGAGAGUGUGUUCAGUGCACAUGCCUGGUCCCGCCAACCCAAUGGUCUAUGGGUUUUUUGGAGUGAACGUGACGAUGCAGCGCAGCUUCAGAAUCACUUCUCCUUCACUGCAGAUGUUGUUACUAAACGCAUGGCAAUCAAGGAAAGAGUUAAGAUUGCACUCCAACGUGUAGAGAAAUUAUCCUGCAAUUAUCUUAUUCAGUUCUGGGCUAGUAUUGUAAUUGAUGGCCAGACUUUCCUAACAACUUCAGAUCAGCCUUUUGGUCUUAGCAGACUAGAUGACAGACUAUGUUCGUACAGGCAGAAGUGCCUGAGCUGUGCAAUUCCUGUUGAGCUGAAGAACGGUACCCAAUGUGAAAAUGACCUUGGUCCCCCCGGACGUGUUUUCAAACAUAGGUUGCCUGAACUAUGUACAGACGUGAAGAAUUACAGCCAACAAGAGUUCCCUUUACGGGAUGAUGCUGCAGCCUGGGGCAUACAAUGGUGCUAUACUGUUCCUGUCUUUGAUUCAUCUCGAGACACCUUUGUCGGGGUCCUUGAGUUGGUCACCAGUCACCAAACAAACGACUGGAUGUUUCAAAACUCUGUCUUGCUCAUUUUCAAGAUGCUCCAGGUGGUGGAUCUGAAAUCUCCGGAACCAUAUUGUCCGAUUAAUUGGAAAGUUUUGGAUGACCAGAUAUGUACUCUUGCUCGAUUAUACAAGUCAAUAGAAAUGGUAUGUCAAAAACAUCAAUUUCCUUUUGCUCAGAUUUGGGUCAGUGUUGCUGAUUCACGGGAAAAGCUAUCACUGUUAGACAACGAUACAUUGCAAUCAAUGAUAACCAAAACUUAAGAUUCAAAUAUGCUAGUGGUCUUCAAUACAUGUUUGAAGGCUACAGUGUUGUAGGCAGGGCUUUCUCAUCAAAAUCUUCAUGCUUUUGCCGAGAUGUAACACAGUUGAGCAUAAUGGAAUACCCCUUGGUAACUUGUGCUCGUGAAACUGGUUUAACUGGUUGUUUUGCAAUCUGUUUAAGUGCUCCGGGCAAUGAUGACAAUGUUUACAUACUAGAGUUCUUCUUGCCCCCAAAUGAGCUUCUGCAUAGAAAUCUACAAGUCUUCCUGAAGUUAGUUUUGGACACGGUGAAACAACAGUUGCAACACUUUGAGGUUGCAGUCGGACAUGAUUUUGGAUAGAAGUUACCUGUUGAAGUCAUCAAGAUUUCUUCUGACGAUGACCUUGAUUCUUUCGAGAUCUGUCAGAAUACUAAAGAACUGCAUAACGUUGAGCCAUUGCCAAAUGGAGGAGAGUUGAUGUUGCCUGACACAGCAACAGCAGUAUUUUUCUUCCGAAACAAAUCAACAACUGAGUUUGGAUAUUGAUGAGAUAACUGCUGCAAGGGAUAGCAUAGCUGUAAGUGAAGAACAGUGCAAUUCCACUGGAUCUUCAACUAGCGCUGAAACCUCACAAAACAAAGAAAGAAAACUGCAGCUGGAAUUAUCAACACGACAGGCAAAGCAGGGAGCAAAUGCUG